This is a messenger RNA of Ochlerotatus camptorhynchus, 1356 nucleotides long. RefSeq names its product putative gustatory receptor 28a. Gene Ontology annotation, cellular component: neuronal cell body; membrane; dendrite. Gene Ontology annotation, biological process: chemosensory behavior; male courtship behavior; sensory perception of taste. The record is from RefSeq and is a predicted model, not a curated record. Bases 1 to 1356 code for a protein of 451 amino acids. The transcript is spliced from 4 exons. NCBI's taxonomy places the organism in Eukaryota, Metazoa, Arthropoda, Insecta, Diptera, Culicidae.
AUGGUGACCCGUGGCUGGUUCCGGGAUUUACUCAAUCCCAAAAACUUCUACGCCGCUCAAGCACCGAUUUUGAGGUCGACAUUCUUCGGAGGAUUGACUCCGUUUACCGUUGCAAACCGACGGCGGCACGAUUCAGCACUCGAGUGUACUACAUUUGGCUACGUCAAUUCCUUCAUCCAUGCCGUUACGUUCUGCACGUGCUACGUGAUAUCUCUGUCCAAGCAAGAAAGCGUCACAGCGCAUUUUUUUAACUCCGAAAUAAGCUCGCUGGGAGACACCCUACAAGUGGCGGUCGGCAUUGUAGCACUCAUAAUGACAUUCGCCUACAGCAUCUUCCGGAGACAAAAGCUCAUCAAUGCAUUUCAAUCUUUGGCCAGGACCGAUCAACAUUUCAUGGAAAUUGGCGUUGAGACAAACUACAAAAGUACUCUUUUCUACAACUAUGGAUUAAUAAUCAUUCAAAUAUUCGUCCAAUUAACCUACAUUAUAAUAUCCGUUUCAAUCGUGACCAGUUCUGGAGUGUUAAUUUGUGCAGCAACAUGGGUAUCCUUUUUCCUGCCAUUUAACAUGAUGUCGAUGGUCGUUUCUCUCUUCGUUUGCCUGGUCAAUCAGAGCAAGCAUCGUUUCUAUCUUUUGAACAGAAUCCUUACAUCCCUUCAGGAUACUAGUGUGGCAAAGCGGCGCCUAUCCUACGAUGAGAAAAUGGAAACGGUUAAGGUAGUUAAGAUUCAAAAACCGCUAGGAAUAUCGUCAGCUUUCUCCAACACUAAUCGCUAUAUGCCGGAUGUGAUCAAUCGGGUGGCCAGUAUUCAGAGCGAGAUCUGCGAUGCGUGCGAUUGUGUGGAAGAUUAUUUCAAAGUGCAAAUGUUAACCAUCGUAACGAUUUCGUUCCUGAUCAGUGUCUUCAACGUGUACUACAUUUUGGAAACGAUUUUCGCUGAUGGCUCCACCGAUACACCCUUCAGCAAGCUGCAAUUUGUUGCAUUUUUCUUCUGUCAAGGAUUCAUACACAUCGUAGGAGUGGUGAUGAUAGUUUGUGUGAAUAAUUUAGCAAUGCAAGAGAACAAACAAAUUGCGGUGAAUGUUCAUAAAUUAAUAAACGUAAACAAUUAUGAUGAAGAGUUAACCAAGCAGCUCACAAACCUAUCAUUGCAAAUGAGCCACAGAAAGGUGGCAUUUACAGCAUACGGAUUUUUUAAGCUCGAUUUCACUUUGCUAUUUACGCUUGUUGGUGCAGCCACCACCUAUCUCGUUAUACUCGUCCAAUUUAGUCUCAAUCAAACUCAAACGUGCGAUCAAAGAAUUAUGGAGACCAUUGCGAUGAAUUUGCUGAAAAAUGUUUCACUAUUGCAAUAA